Messenger RNA from Lottia gigantea (owl limpet), 996 nucleotides. RefSeq lists its product as hypothetical. The record is from RefSeq and is a predicted model, not a curated record. Gene Ontology annotation, cellular component: cytosol. Gene Ontology annotation, biological process: heme biosynthetic process. The transcript is spliced from 9 exons. Gene Ontology annotation, molecular function: porphobilinogen synthase activity; zinc ion binding. Lineage: Eukaryota; Metazoa; Mollusca; Gastropoda; Lottiidae. Bases 1 to 996 code for a protein of 331 amino acids.
AUGUCUGAGCAAACUAUAUUACAUAGUGGAUAUUUUCACCCUGUUUUAAGAUCAUGGCAAACUAGUAAUACCUCAAUCCAACCAGAGCAUUUGAUAUAUCCAAUAUUUAUCACAAACGACCCAGAUGCAUUAGAAGAAAUUCCCAGCCUUCCAGGACAAAGCAGAUAUGGAAUUAACACAUUAUUUGAUGCUCUGGAACCCUUAGUAAAGAAAGGGUUAAAAACCGUUCUGCUAUUUGGAGUGUUAUCUAAAACUGAAAAGGAUUCCAGGGGGUCUCCAGCAGACAGUGUUUCUAAUCCUGUUGUUGAGGCAUUGCCGAAAAUAAGAAAAUGGUUUCCGAAUUUACUUAUUGCUUGCGAUGUCUGUAUCUGUCCUUAUAGUAGCCAUGGACAUUGUGGUAUUUUAAAAGAAGACGGCUACAUUGACAAUGAAGCAUCUAUAAAUAGACUAGCAGAGAUCUCAGUCGCAUAUGCUAAAGCAGGUUGUCAUAUAAUUGCUCCAUCAGAUGUAAUGGAUGGUAGAGUUGGUAGAAUUAAAACUGCUUUAAGAAGUCAUGGCAUACAGAAUCACGUUUCAGUAAUGUCAUAUAGUGCUAAAUUUGCAUCAAAUUUUUAUGGACCAUUCAGGGAAGCAGCAAAGAGUGCCCCAGCAUUUGGUGACAGAAAGAAUUACCAAUUACCUCCAGGUUCUAUUGGUUUGGCUGAAAGAGCAGUGGAUAGAGAUGUUGCAGAAGGAGCUGAUAUGUUAAUGAUCAAACCAGGAAUGCCUUAUCUUGAUGUGGUUAGAAUGGCAAAACAAAAGUAUCCUAAUCACCCGUUAGCUAUAUAUCAUGUAUCUGGUGAAUAUGCUAUGUUAUAUCAUGGUGCUAAGGCUGGUGCUUUUAAACUACAAGAUAUUGUUCUGGAAAGUUUACAAAGUAUGAGGAGAGCAGGAGCAGAUAUCAUCAUUACAUAUUUUGUACCCCAGUUGUUAGAUUGGUUGUGUGAGAAUAGAUAA